AUGACUCAUAAUGGGAAGUUGAUGCCAAAUCUGGACGAAAAGAGCACAAAGGUGCUAAAUUUGAAUGUUCUUCAGCGAAUCGAUCCGUUUGUCGAAGAAAUUCUCAUCACCGCCGCACAUGUAACCUUUUAUGAAUUCAACGUCGAGACCAGCCAAUGGAGUCGGAAGGAUGUUGAGGGCUCUCUGUUUGUGGUGAAAAGGAAUACCCAACCGAGGUUCCAGUUUAUAGUGAUGAAUCGUCGGAACACCAAUAAUUUGGUGGAGAAUCUCUUGGGGGAUUUUGAGUAUGAAGUGCAGGUUCCAUAUUUAUUAUACAGAAAUGCUUCCCAAGAGGUAAAUGGAAUAUGGUUCUACAAUACACAUGAAUGUGAAGAGGUUGCUAAUCUCUUUAGCAGGAUACUUAAUGCGUAUUCCAAGGUAUAUACAAAGUCAAAACUAUCUGCAACAAAAAGUGAGUUCGAAGAACUGGAAUCAUUUCCAACAAUGGCAGUAAUGGAUGAUCCUCUAGAGCCUUCACCUUCAACUACCUCCAAUGUCAAAUAUGUUGCUGAUGAUCCAUCCUUUGUGAACUUCUUCAGUACGGCGAUGAAUAUUGGGAACACGUCAAAUGCAUCAACUCCUGGACAAUCUUAUCAGUUGUCUGCACCAAUUGCAAGUUAUUCUCAUCCGCCAGCUUUAACAGCUGUCCAGACUCCAUCUCUCCUGUCAACAUCUACCUCUAUAAUGCCCAUUCUUGACGCACCUGAGCCCAUCAGUUGUAGUAAGCAUUCUACUGAUCUGGUAAAGCCAUCAUCAUUUUUCGGUCCACCUCCUUCCUCUUCUUCACUUGUGAGGCCUCCCAUCUCUUCAUCUAUACCUACUGCCCCUCCACUUAAUCCUCCUAGAAAUCUACGGCGACCGUAUGGUGCUCCUUUACUUCAACCAUUUCCACCACCGACCCCCCCACCUUCACUCACUCCAACUUCUGUUUCUAUGCCAAAUUAUGGACCUGUUGUAAACAGAGACAAAGUCCGUGAGGCACUCGUGAUACUCAUUCAGGACAACCAAUUUAUCGACAUGGUUUACCAAGCAAUGCAGAAUGCUCAUUCUUCAUAA
Messenger RNA from Fraxinus pennsylvanica, 1095 nucleotides. NCBI's taxonomy places the organism in Eukaryota, Viridiplantae, Streptophyta, Magnoliopsida, Lamiales, Oleaceae. The record is from the annotation of a GenBank genome assembly.